Grammomys surdaster is the source of this 2409-nucleotide messenger RNA. It is a transcript of the gene Opn1sw, whose product is annotated as opsin 1, short wave sensitive. The coding region runs from base 93 to 1133 and encodes 346 amino acids. Lineage: Eukaryota; Metazoa; Chordata; Mammalia; Rodentia; Muridae. The record is from RefSeq and is a predicted model, not a curated record. Gene Ontology annotation, biological process: visual perception; phototransduction; G protein-coupled receptor signaling pathway. Gene Ontology annotation, cellular component: photoreceptor outer segment; membrane. The transcript has 5 exons. Gene Ontology annotation, molecular function: G protein-coupled receptor activity.
CUGUAUCUUUAAAGGAGGGUGCUGUGGGGAGGGGUGAUAGAAGAAUAGUCCAUAAGAGGGACCGGAGGUGGUGAGGGCAUCCCAAGCGCAAGAUGUCAGGAGAGGACGAGUUUUACCUGUUUCAGAAUAUCUCCUCGGUGGGGCCCUGGGAUGGGCCUCAGUACCACAUUGCUCCUGUCUGGGCCUUCCACCUCCAGGCAGCCUUCAUGGGAUUUGUCUUCUUUGCAGGGACCCCACUCAAUACCACGGUGCUGGUGGCCACACUGCAUUACAAAAAGUUGCGGCAGCCCCUCAACUACAUUCUGGUCAAUGUAUCCCUCGGGGGCUUCCUCUUCUGCAUCUUCUCUGUCUUCACAGUCUUCAUCGCCAGCUGUCACGGAUACUUCCUCUUUGGUCGCCAUGUUUGUGCUCUGGAGGCCUUCUUGGGCUCUGUCGCAGGUCUAGUGACAGGAUGGUCAUUGGCUUUCCUGGCUUUUGAGCGCUACAUUGUCAUCUGUAAGCCCUUUGGCAAUUUCCGCUUCACCUCCAAGCACGCACUGAUGGUGGUCCUGAUGACCUGGAUCAUUGGUAUCGGGGUGUCCAUCCCACCCUUCUUUGGCUGGAGCAGGUUCAUCCCUGAGGGCCUGCAGUGUUCCUGUGGCCCAGACUGGUACACCGUGGGCACCAAGUAUCGAAGCGAGUAUUAUACCUGGUUCCUGUUCAUCUUCUGUUUCAUCAUUCCUCUCUCCCUCAUCUGCUUCUCCUACUCCCAGUUGCUGAGGACUCUCAGAGCUGUGGCAGCGCAGCAGCAAGAGUCGGCUACGACACAAAAGGCUGAACGGGAGGUAAGCCAUAUGGUGGUGGUGAUGGUCGGAUCCUUCUGUCUCUGCUAUGUGCCCUACGCUGCCCUGGCCAUGUACAUGGUCAACAACCGUAACCACGGGCUGGACUUACGGCUUGUCACCGUCCCUGCCUUCUUUUCCAAGAGCUCAUGUGUCUACAACCCCGUCAUCUACUGCUUCAUGAAUAAGCAGUUCCGGGCUUGCAUCCUGGAGAUGGUGUGCAGGAAGCCCAUGGCAGAUGAAUCUGACAUGUCUGGCUCUCAGAGAACUGAAGUUUCUACAGUUUCUUCUAGCAAAGUUGGCCCUCACUAAGGACCCUCAGUUGGCCUGCUGGCAGCAAACACAAUGCCACAUUUAAGUAUCUGCAUCUCCAUUAGAAUCCUAACUAUUGACAAAGUAGGGAAAAGAUGGGAGUGGGGACACUCUGGGAGUCAGCUUCAUUUUCCUGUUACUCUCUGCUUGUCAGCAGGGCCACAGGGGCCAUUUCAACAGUCACAGUUCAUUUCACCUCUGGAGAACUGUGUGAGAAGGGCUAGGUUUUUGGUGCAUAGGUAAUACUUUCCUUUUUGGUCAUUUUUUUCCCUUCCUGCUGGGGAUCUGAGCUGAUAUAUCCUGUGUUAGAAUAAGCUCAGCAUGGGGCAGUGUCAAGAGAAGGCAGCAGACACCAAGCACCUGCAGUGAACUGAGGAGCUUCCUCAGGCAGCCUCUCCCAGUUGCUGCAGUCUGGGCUAUGGCUGCCAUGGCCAGACGGCCCCACCUCACCUCACUCAUCUGACACAGUUAUUCUAGGUGUUCUCCCCUCCAUUUGGCUAAAUGUAUCCAUUUAAAGAUGUGCGUUGAUUAAAGUUAGUGUCUUAAUCUCUUGAUGUCCUCAAAAUGAAUUUGCAUGUCUCAGUGGCAUUUAUAAAUCAACUCCAAGUGCUAAAAACAUUUUACCUUACACUCUCCUCACACCUGCUACUCCUGGGAAAUGAGCUCCUUGAGACGAAGACCAGAAGUGUGUGCUGAGUCACACACAGGGAAUGCUGGGUGUUGAUACCAGGCACUGGAAAGCAGGAGGGCCGUAAGCUGGGAGAAGGAACCAGAAACCUCAGGAAUAGAAAAGGACUAAGUGUGAGGAAGAAACGGAAGUAAUGAAGAUCAUACAGAUCUGUGUAUUUAUCUUAGAAACCUGAGGGUUAAAGACUUGGAAUACAAUAAUUCCUAAGAGGCCCAUCAAUAAGAGACCAAAAGAUGGGUAAAUGGAGUUGGAAAAAUCCCUUUUCUGACAUUUUAUAACAGAACUCUAAGCUACAAUUCCAUUUCUUUCUUUUUAAUGAUUUGUUUUUAUUUCAUGUGCACCACUAUUUUGCCUGCAUGUGUGACUGUGUGAGAGUGUUGGAUCCCCUGAACCUGGAGUUACAGAUAGUUGUGAGCUGCUAUGUGGGUGCUGGAAAUUUAACCCAGGUCCUGCCAAAGAGCAAAAACAGUGCUCUUAACUGCUGAGCCAGCCCUGUCUUGGUUUCUUGGGACAGGGUCUCUCUAUGUAGCCUUGGCUGACCUGGAAUAUAAUCACAUUUUCAAGAAAAUGAAAGACACAUAGACCCUU